GCAUCAAUAGAUCUGCCGCAAAAAUCUGUUUGGCAUAAAAUAUAACCUUGGCCCGUUAAACUGGUAACAUCAGUCGGUCGUCUGCAUUAAUGCUAUCAAAGUAUCGCUAACGUCCCCUAAGUAUGCGUGGAUUUUGGAUUUGCAUUAUUAUCGGGUGUAGUAUGGCAAUUUCAGCGCAAGCGUCUCAGUCAUUACAGCAUUCAGAAACAAAACCGACUGGAAUACGAGGGACUUGUGACAAGGAAGUUAUUGGUGUUUUAAAUGGCAGGAUAGCUAGUCCCAACUUUCCCUUGUACAACUACACAUUAGAUGUCACCUGCGUAUACGAGAUAGUUGCUGGCCCGGGACAAGUCAUUGCGUACCAAAGUCUAUACAUGGACUUGGAGGGUAGAGUUGACGACGCCUGCUACGAUCACGUUGACGUAUUUCCAAGCGGCAGCAUCACUGGUGAAUCAUUUGACCGAUACUGCGGCCGAGAGGUUAUUUACCCCGACGUAACAACGGGGAGUAAACUGGCAGUGAUGUUCGUCUCAGAUGGGUCAGUAUCUGCCGGUGGAUUUGUCAUUUCGUGGUGGAUUUUAACUCCAGGAAACAUGAGACAUUCUCUGAAUUGCAACUUUGAUGACCCUAUACCUCUUUGUCCAGGUUGGAGUCAGCUGACGGGUGAUCAUUUCGAUUGGACAUUUUUUCGGGGUCCAACCCCUUCUCGAAACACAGGGCCAACAUACGACCAUACAACGGGCGGACCGUAUGGAAGAUAUGCUUACAUCGAAGCAUCAAAUGCAAGAAACAGAAACACGGCUGCACUCAGAACGCCUGCAAUAAUCAGUGACCAGCCUUACUGUUUGAGGUUCUGGUAUCACAACCACGGGACAGGUGAACUUCAUGUGGUCGUGAUUUCAGAUAAUUAUCAUGGGACAGUAGUGGCCGCUUAUAGAAACAACACGGGCCCACAAUGGCUAAACGCUUCACUGACAAUACAAGAUUAUAAUCAAACGAUACAGAUUGUGUUUGAAGCUAUUAGAGGUCGUUCGUUCAAGUCGGAUGUCGCAAUUGAUGAUGUCACGAUUUCACAAGGACGAUGCCCCACCGAGCACGUAUGUGAAGAGGGUCAAUUUACAUGCGCGAAUCCAUUCCAUGACAUCUUUAAUGAAGACGCGGAUUAUGGGCAGGAGGUCGGGUGUGUGCGACAGGAGUUUGUAUGUGAUGGUUCUGACGAUUGUUUCGACGGUUCUGACGAAGCCAACUGCUCUGACACGGUGAGAUGCCCGUCCAACCAGCUGUAUCAAGCUUGUGCAAGUUCGUGCAACAAAACUUGUUCUGCCGGCCCCGAAGGAGCAAGCUGUAGCCCUGUUUGCGUUUCACGUUGUGCGUGUCCAUCUCACCUACCGUUUCUACACAACGGGGAAUGUAUAAAGUACAAGGACUGCCCCAACGCGUUACAAGGUAACGUUGAUUCGGAGCGUGAAAGAGCGAACAAACAAAUUACCACAGGUUUUCGAAACUUGCUUUCUCUAUUUGCCAGAUGGAUGACGACUACAAAUGGCACGUAAAGUGAGACCACAGAAUUGAGAAAAACAUUCUUGCACUCAUGAUUAAGUCCUGUAUUUAUUUCAACGAACAGCAUAUUUAUUCUGUUAUCUGGUGAUACGACAAAACAAACCGUAAAAAAGGUUGACAAGCUUUAACCUGUAUAAGCUACGAUGUUGUAUAUUAUAUAUUACUUCAGUUUCUAUGAUAAAAAUAAUUAAACUUACUGGAAUUACCCUUACGUUGUACGAGUACUUAAAUAAAACAUUGCGUUGAUGUGUAAUCGGAUUGCAAGGAUUUAAAACGGAUUGUUGACGAUUAAUACAAUAUAGUUUAUAAUCACG
Messenger RNA from Ciona intestinalis (vase tunicate), 1874 nucleotides. RefSeq lists its product as uncharacterized. Gene Ontology annotation, cellular component: membrane. The record is from RefSeq and is a predicted model, not a curated record. Gene Ontology annotation, molecular function: protein binding. Lineage: Eukaryota; Metazoa; Chordata; Ascidiacea; Phlebobranchia; Cionidae.